This is a messenger RNA of Habropoda laboriosa, 2223 nucleotides long. RefSeq names its product dynein regulatory complex subunit 7. Gene Ontology annotation, cellular component: motile cilium. Bases 1 to 2223 code for a protein of 740 amino acids. The transcript is spliced from 9 exons. NCBI's taxonomy places the organism in Eukaryota, Metazoa, Arthropoda, Insecta, Hymenoptera, Apidae. Gene Ontology annotation, biological process: flagellated sperm motility. The record is from RefSeq and is a predicted model, not a curated record.
AUGAGAGUACUUAUGAACUCCCAAGAUCGUAACGAAGAUCCCUUACUCGAUGCGAAGACACAGAAACCCAAUCAAGCUCUAGAAAAAGUACCAAAAGAGACAAAGAACGUUCCAAAGCCGAGGCAGCUGCGUUCACCUACAUGGUUACAACAAUUUCGAAAAGGCAAUUCCUUUGAGUGUGCGACAUUUCUCACGAGCUUACUACUGGGACAGGGAUAUAAUGCAUACGUAGUGAGUGGCUAUGCGUCCAGAGAACAAACUCUGUGCGAUUUAACAAGGCGGCCGUGCCCUUACUUACCACAAUCAGAGAAGCUCCAUGUAGUUCAACCGGUACAAGUUCAAACUGAAAUUACAAAGUAUAAAUUCAAACCCCCCACCGAAUACAAAAGCGAAUUUUUAUCAGAAUUAGAGGAAGAAAAAGCAAGAAGAUUGCAGGAAAAAUUACUUCAGGAUGAAAGGGAACAACAAAAGUUGAUCGAGGAAUUAGAACAGCUUCCGGUAGAUGAAUAUUGGGGAUACAGAAUACAUGCAUGGGUAACGAUUUUACCAGAGAUGGGUGGACUAAGAGACCAGGAGAUUUCUUACCCGCUUUUUAUCGAAUCUACCACUGGUGCAUCUUACAACGCCACAGACGAUGAUACAGCUCAGUUAUAUCUAGGUGUAGAGAGUAUAUGGAAUGACAAGAAUUAUUGGGUAAAUAUGCAGAAGUCCGCGAAAUCGUGCGUGAACAUAGUGUGGGAUUUGAUGAAAGUGGAACUAUGGGAACAUUUGCUUCCCGGAGAACCGUGGACAAUGCGCGGCGUAGGAGAGGAUAUCGAGGAAGAUAUCGCCGUGCAACAAGAGAAGCAUUUGGACAUGCCGUUCUCAUAUGUGAAAGAAAUAGAUAUCAGCGUACAAGAUUUUGACAAAAGGUACCCGAACGGUACAAAAACGAUAUUUUAUAAAAAAGCGAAGGUCGAACAGUAUGCACCGUAUCUUCAAACGGAUGGAAUGAUACAGAGAGUUACACUAUAUGAUGAUUAUAAUUGCAUGAAUCCCAUUGAAGUAUAUGAAAAUUAUUCGAACAGAUCUGACAAUCUUGUAGAAUCACGAAGAAAUUUGAACGAUGAUGCUGUUAUAGAUUAUUACGCUAGAGGCCGAUCAGAUCAGUGCCAAGAACAUCGAUAUUUUCUCAAUUGUAUUUCUACGGUGGAUAGCGAGCGAAUUUUACAUUUUUAUCAGAUAGCUCGUUUCGAUGGACUGUCGAAUAUAGAAAUGCAUCCGACCUAUAUGACGCAACAUUUCGUCGAUCGCGAUGAUUUCCUGUAUUACCGGCAUGUGCAGUUCACUCGAGAAAAAAAUGUCACUGUUCAACAAGACAUUCAUUACCGACAUAUCGGGAAAAUUGUCGAGAAAUUUAAUAGAGAUGAACGAAUUAUAGCGAACAAGAACAUAGCGAUUCGUGAAUUCGCUAUCGGCGAGAACAAAAUACAUAUUACGUAUCAUUAUAAGCCAGGUCGAUUUACCAGAGCCACGCGAAUGUAUGUGAAGCCACCAUUAGCAGAAAGGGGAGACCGGCUGGUUCUUAACCCAUCAAUGACACAUGGAUAUAAUCCUCUAGACGAACCUGACAAGUCCCUCGAUUUGUUAUACGAACUGGGCACACAACUGAAUGAGGAGGAUACGGCUAUAUCUCAAAUUAGAGCUGCUGAAAAGGAAAUAUUCUCUUUCCUUGAAGCGAGAGAUAACGAAUAUUUGACACCAAAGCUGUUGAUCUCUAUAUAUGACAAGCUUAGAGAGCCAGAAUAUAUGGCUGAAAUAUACGCAACACGAGCACAAAGUCAAAAAGACAUUACGAAAAUUGUGGAUUAUUUGCAACCGUAUCUAGCUCGUAUAGGAAAUCUAGCAGAAAUAUCGAAGUCUAAUGCAAGUAUGAUACGAUACGAGUGUCUUAAUGAUUACAAGCAAUUACUUAUACGCAGAGCAAAUAAGAUCUUGCACAAGUUCGACGAAUACUCGCAUGAACUGGUAAAGGUCCAAGCAGGAUUGACACAGAGCGAAGAUUUAACACGCGAAGAGGAAGAACAAGUAUUCAACAAGAUGAACGAAAUCAAUUUUUACUUGCAAACAUUAGAGACUAGAUUGAAUCGUCACAGAGAGUUGGUUCCUAAACGAUACAAGAUGUUGAUGGAACAUUUACAGAGAAGUCCGUAUCUUUCGGUGCUUCAACAUAAACUUAAAUAA